This is a messenger RNA of Meloidogyne enterolobii, 372 nucleotides long. The record is from the annotation of a GenBank genome assembly. NCBI's taxonomy places the organism in Eukaryota, Metazoa, Nematoda, Chromadorea, Rhabditida, Meloidogynidae.
AUGAUAAUCUCUCAUUUAAUAAUUAUUAUUUGUGGAGUUAAAAUGUUUUAUUAUGUUAAUUUACAUACUGGAUUUGAUCAAAAUAUGAAAAGAUUACUUAAACAAUUGACAAAAACUUUGAUCAUUUUGGUAAUUAUUCCGAUUAUUAAUCAAUUUCUAACUAUAUUAAUUAUUUUUUCUAAUUUCAAUAAUAUUAAACAAUCACCAGAAGAGACCAAUACAAUUCUAAUUUAUAACCACAAAUUAAUUAUCUAUAUAUUUCUUUCAAGUUUCACUCAUUUUACACCUGUUUUUAACCCUAUUGUUUGUAUAAUAACUAAUAAGCCGUACAAAGAAGCUGUUUUAAAUCGUUUAAGAAUUCAUCCACAAUAA